AUGCGGAGUUUGUUGUGGCUCGCGGUCGUCGGCCUUGCCGUCGCCGAAGACGGUCUCGCUGCCUGGCUACGAUAUGCUCGCGUCCCGAGUGCCUCCCGCCAUCUCGGCAAACUGCCUUCUGCCGUCGUCACUCUCAACGCCACCAAGGGAUAUCCCGUCCAUACCGCUGGACAGGAGCUGGUGGACGGCAUCGGCGGUCUUUUUGGCAAGAAGUUGACUGUUGCAAAAUCAAAGCCCAAGGGUACCACUGCCACCGUUGGCACCGUCAGCGCAUACGUCGACAAGAACCCUUCUGCUGCCAAGGGUCUGCCCGACCUCGUCGAGGAUGGCUUCUACCUCAAGAUCUCCAAGGGCAACGUCCUGAUCCUCGGUCAAAACGAGCGCGGUGCCCUCUACGGUGCCUUCCACUAUCUCUCCGUCAUCGCCCAGGGCAAUGUGUCCGACUUUACCCUUACCUCCAACCCCGAUGCGCCAGUCCGAUGGGUGAACCAAUGGGACAACAUGCAAGAUGGUGGCACUCAUGGCAGCGUCGAGCGUGGUUAUGGCGGUGACUCCAUCUUCUUCUGGGACGGACACAUUCGCGAGGACCUCACCCGCGCCGGUCAGUACGCCCGGCUGUUGGCUUCCAUUGGUAUCAACGCCGUCGUAGCCAACAAUGUCAACGCCAAUGCUUCGAUCCUCACCCCCGAGAACAUGGACGGUCUCGCUCGCAUCGCCGACGUCUUCCGCCCCUACGGUGUCCAGCUUGGUCUCUCGCUCAACUUCGCCGCUCCUCAGCUUCUCGGUGGGCUUGAUACCUUCGACCCCCUUGACGAGACUGUCGUCAACUGGUGGCAGGGCAUCGCCGACAACCUCUACAAGCGCAUUCCCGACAUGGCGGGUUACCUCGUCAAGGCCAACUCGGAAGGCCAGCCCGGUCCCAUGACAUACAACCGCACCCUGGCUGAUGGCGCCAACCUGUUUGCGCGCACUCUCCAGCCCCACGGCGGUAUCAUCAUUUUCCGCGCUUUCGUCUACGAUCACCGCAGCUUGAACCAGACUUUGGACUGGAAGGCUGACCGCGCCAACGCGGCCGUCAACUACUUUGACGGUCUCGAUGACAAGUUUGAGGACAAUGUUGUCAUUCAGAUCAAGUACGGCCCUAUCGACUUCCAGGUCCGCGAGCCUGUUUCGCCUCUCUUCACCCACCUUCGCAGGACUGGUGCCACAGUUGAGCUUCAGAUUACCCAGGAGUAUCUUGGCCAACAAGCCCACGUCGUCUACCUCGCUCCCAUGUGGAAGGAACUCCUCGACUUUGAUCUCCGCGUCGACAGCAAGCCCUCGACCCUGAAGUCCAUCGUGUCUGGCAAGCGCUUCGGCCAGAAGCUCACCGGGUACGCCGGUGUCGUCAACGUCGGCACCAACACCACCUGGCUCGGCUCCCACCUGGCCAUGUCCAACCUCUACGCCUACGGCAAGCUCGCCUGGGACCCGGAGCAAACCUCCACCGGCAUCCUCAAGGAGUGGACCACCCUCACCUUCGGCCACGACAAGCUCGUCCACGACGUCAUCACCAAGAUCUCGAUGGAGUCCUGGCCCGCCUACGAGGAUUACUCCGGCAACCUCGGCAUCCAAACCCUAACCGACAUCCUCCUCGGCCACUACGGUCCCAACCCCGGCUCCCAAGACGGAAACCCCUGGGGUCAAUGGACUCGCGCCGACGAUGACACCAUCGGCAUGGACCGAACAGUAUGGAACGGCACCGGUUUCGCCGGCCAGUACCCCCCUGAAAUCGCGGCCAUGUACGAGAACAUUGAGACCACCCCCGACAACCUUCUGUUGUGGUUCCACCACGUCCCGUACACCCAAAAGCUCAAGUCGGGCAAGACAGUCAUUCAACACUUUUACGACGCCCACUACAAGGGCAGCGCCACGGCGCAGACAUUCGUCACCCUUUGGGAGAAGCUCAAGGGCCGGAUUGACAAAGAGCGCUACGAGCACGUUUUGUUCCGGCUCAUCUACCAGGCUGGCCAUUCGCUCGUCUGGCGUGACAGUGUGAACCAGUUUUACUUCAACAAGAGCGGUAUCCCUGAUGAACUCGGCCGUGUGGGCAACCACAAGUACAGGAUUGAAGCUGAGGAGAUGGAGCUCAAGGGGUAUAAGUCGUAUAGAGUCUCUCCCUUUGAGGCAGCAAGCGGGUAUCACUGUGUCGUUACCGAGACGAACAGCACUGUUGGCACUGCCACGACGAAGCUCAAGGUUCCGAGCGGGAAGUAUGACCUUGCGGUUAAUUACUAUGAUAUGGCGCUGGGGAAUUCGACCUGGGAGCUGUUUGUGGAUAGGAAAUUGGUGGGGAAGUGGAAGGGGGAUUUGGAGUAUGAGCUUGGACGGGCGCCGUCGCCAUAUAUUGAUGGACAGACGGCCGCGAGGAAGACGUUUAGGGGGGUGAGGGUUAAGAAGGGGAGUGAGCUCAAGGUUGUGGGGAGGCCGGAUGGGUUGGAGCCGGCGCCGAUUGAUUAUAUUUCGGUGUUGCCCGAGGGCACUGUGGAUUAA
Molecule: messenger RNA, 2532 nt
Organism: Podospora anserina S mat+
Lineage: Eukaryota; Fungi; Ascomycota; Sordariomycetes; Sordariales; Podosporaceae
Exons: 2
Coding region: 1-2532 (843 amino acids)
Biological process (GO): xylan catabolic process
Cellular component (GO): extracellular region
Molecular function (GO): alpha-glucuronidase activity
Source: RefSeq, a predicted model, not a curated record